CGUAAAUAAACAAAAGUGUGUUAGGUGCAGAUACUUAUUUGAGCACUUCAAAACCGGGAUACUGUGAGAAACAUUCCGGCAAAUAGUGAAAUCUAGCUACCUGUGCAGGUAAUUGGGCCUACAACCAUUGGGAAGUAAAUUCACAAAUGGCUCCUAAAUCUGGGAAGUCUAAAAAAGGAAAAAAGAAGAAAAGAAAGGCUAUCAGUGCUAAGAGUAAAUUGGAACAAGAAGCAGAUUUGUACAUCCAGCAAGAUGAAUUGCACAAAACAUUCAUCCAGCGAAUUGGCAAAUGGAUGUUGAGUAAUUUCGGCCGAGUUAUUGAUAUCUUUCACAAGUUCGAUCAAAAUGGUGAUGGUUUAUUGUCAUACGAAGAAUUCUUUGCAGGUAUGAGAGACCUAGCAGCACCGUUCAGUGCACUCGAACUUCUAGUGUUAGCCAAAACUGUAGAUAAGAAUCGCGAUCAGCAUAUUGAUUACACAGAGUUUGCAGAAGGUAUUCGGUAUCAAAGACCAGUCCGUAUAUGGAAAGAUGAUGGGUUGCCUGUCUUGAAGAUACGUCGUGAGAAGUUCGAGAAAUGUCCUUCUUGUAAUAUAUGUCGUUGGGAAAGCAAACAACCAGAUGACAUAAGAUUUAUCAACUUGGAAGUACAAUACGCCUUGAUGGCAAAACUAAAGAAUAUACCGUGUCAUCUUCAAACCAUCAUUCAUUCUCACAUCACGAUAGAGGGAGUGGUAGAAAUGGUGAAAGCUCUAUAUGAUUAUACUGUUGUAAAUGUCACCAUAUACCAUGUGACAGAUAACGUAAAGGUAGAACUAAAAAAAUGGCAAACUUUAAAAGAAUGUGGAUUUGCUGGUGGAAGCGAGGAUCUUCCAGAGCAUGUGGAACUGUUUUAUGAAGUCUUUGAUGAAGGUAUUGAUUGUCCUUUACUACAGUGUGAUCAUUAUUUCGACAGAAAAGCGAAGAGAAGGUGAUAGCUUGAGUGAUGUGAAUAUAUCUGCAAAAACGUGUGGUUUACAACCAAUAAGAACCUCGCCUUGCUUUUAUAAAUUUUUACGUCGUGUCUUUAGAAAUGCAGCGAGUAAUUAUCAAAACAUUUUGGUAUUUAUUUUACUAAAAUAUUUCAGUCAAUCAAUCAGUGCAAUUUAUGGAGCAGUAUACAUUUUUUUUUAAAAAUUAGUUGUCAAUAACAUUUAUUUUGUAUUUCAUAGCCAUAUAUUGGAUGUGACGGAUACAAUUUUUCAUAAAAUUCUAAAGGCAGAGUUACACGUGCGAUAUUAAUAAAAAUAUCAAUUUUUCUAAAAUUUAUUAUCGUUGAAAAUAUAUUUUGAAAUUAUACUUACGUGUUAAUAAAAUAUUCUUCAGAAUGAAGAAAAAAUUCGUUACCAUUCAUUUGAUUUUUAAAUUAAAUUGUAUUUUUCAAUCUAUAUUAUAAUACCCGUAUACGUCUGUCCGUCCGUCCGUCUGUCUGUCACGCAAAAUGGUAGCUUAGCUGCGCAAUAGCGAGAAGCACGCAAUGCGGUAUAAAAAGGACGGGCGAACCCGUGGAUUUUCCACGGGCUAACGACUAGU
Molecule: messenger RNA, 1569 nt
Organism: Hydractinia symbiolongicarpus
Lineage: Eukaryota; Metazoa; Cnidaria; Hydrozoa; Anthoathecata; Hydractiniidae
Exons: 5
Coding region: 147-971 (274 amino acids)
Molecular function (GO): calcium ion binding
Source: RefSeq, a predicted model, not a curated record